This is a messenger RNA of Linnemannia hyalina, 657 nucleotides long. The record is from the annotation of a GenBank genome assembly. Lineage: Eukaryota; Fungi; Mortierellomycota; Mortierellomycetes; Mortierellales; Mortierellaceae.
AUGCAUCUAACGUCGGCUCUUUCCCUUCUCACUGCUAUAGCAUUUGCUGUUCAGUUCGGAAACGCCUGCACCGCGAAAGAAUGCACUAAAUUGGUCCGCGAAUUGAAGCACAACAAAGUCGCGUUCUGCGGCUCCAAGAUUGCAAAAUGCCCUAAGGAUUUCGGCUAUUCAACAGCCGACCCAAACACUAUCUACACCUUCUCGCACCGUGAACUUCGAAAGAAGAAAAAAUGCGUUGCCCCAUUGAAGUGCAUCGACUCUCCUACUGGCGCAACCUGUGAAUGCGAGCAGGCGACAGGACGGAUUUUUAUUCCUGGAUCUAAACAAUGUUGGGACGCGCCCUAUCUUGACGUGGGAGAACUUGUCGCUCUUUACGCAUGCGACACAGCAUUGCACCCUAACUGGGUGAUGACUGAGGACCAUCAGAUCAAGAAUGUUGACUCUCACCUUUGUGUGGGACAGCGUCUUUACUCUGGAUCCUCUUAUCCUCAACUAAUUUUAGAGCAGUGCGAUGAACCAGCCCUCAAGUGGACCAUUGAGAACGGAAGGAUCAAGAACAAGGAUGGCUCGUGUGUCGACGUGGUUACGCUCAGUUACCGUACUUCGCCCAUGCUGGCCCUGACGAUUUUGUGGGAGGAGGCUUCGGCCGAGGGAUAG